Messenger RNA from Olea europaea var. sylvestris, 1506 nucleotides. Its product is annotated as probable protein S-acyltransferase 4. Lineage: Eukaryota; Viridiplantae; Streptophyta; Magnoliopsida; Lamiales; Oleaceae. The transcript has a single exon. The coding region runs from base 89 to 496 and encodes 135 amino acids. The record is from RefSeq and is a predicted model, not a curated record.
CAAUUGAUACUCAGUUUAUGCAUUUUAUAAAAAAUUAAUUCUAGUUCUUGUGCAGACUACAUAUGAGAACUUCAGGUAUAGAUAUGAUAUGAAGGAGAAUCCGUAUAACAAAGGAUUGAUCAAUAACAUCAAAGAAGUCUUUUUCUCUAAAAUCCCACCUUCAUCGAAUGAUUUCCGAGCAUAUAUUCAAGAAGAUGAUAUGGAAAUCGCUCAACAAAAUGCCAUUGGAAGUAUCAGUAGUUCAAUGGAAAAAAUCGAUAUUGAAAUUGGAGUCAAUUUUGGUGAGGAGAAUGGCCUUUCACUCCCAGAGAUUUUACGUAAUCUUGAAUGUGAUGAAAUUGAGGAUAGUAUGAAACAGAGGGAUGGGAGCAGAAGAAAUGAUUCUGAUUUGUUGCUUCCCAUUGAACAAGAAGGGGAAGACUCCACGAUUAGCUCCUCAAUCAAAGUCAAUGACAAUGCAGAGGAGAAACUUGAUGGUGCAACAGGACAGGCAUAAAAACGAGGUAAUAUUCUUUUUUCCUCUCUAAUAUAUGACAUUUCAGGUUGUGUUUGUCAACGUAUUGUCAUCACCACUGAAAGCAAAAAAUAAAACACGAAAAGUUUUUCCACCCAGAUUUAGUGACAACUAAUGAUUGCAUGCUAUUCCAUCAUUAAGAGCAUGUUAGCAUCAACUUCGAUCUUUUUCAUAAGUAUCUGAAACUUUAACUUGCACCUGAUGUUUCAUGAAUCGAGCAAUUUUUCUGCUGAAAGAAAUAGCAGUAGCAGAAAUGUAAACGACUCAUGGUUUUAGCAUAAUUUGUCUUGCCAGUUUGUAGCCAUUUCUUCAUAUCAUUUCUCAAUAAAUAUCUUGCGAGUUGGGGGUUCCACGUAGAUACUGGUGUUAGUGCUUUUCAUUGAUAUGAUUGAAUUAUAGCCCCUUUACUGGAUCUAACUUACAGUACGGUUUUCCGGGACCUCCAAAGACAGGUACCUAUGACUUCCUUAAAAAUUUUAUCAGCAAAAUAAUCUAAGCCGUCUAUUUUGGCAUUGUAGGGUAGCUGUUACAAUCACAUUAACUAGAACUUAUCCUUAAAAUCGACUUGUAAUAGGUGCCCAAGUGAUUAUUGGUCUACUAACUGAAUCUUAAUUUGGCGUUUUGGCACAAAAUUAGAAUCGAAUUAGAAUCGUUACAUUUCACUCGUUUUCCAUGCUCCAUAUUCCAACUAGUCCUCCAUUAGAAGUAGCCCGCCUAUAUCGCCCGUUAGCUAUAUUUGUAGAUACCAAUUAUCACCACCACGUUAAUUAUAACUCACCUUCAAAACUGACCUAUAAUAGAAAGCUGUCCAAGUCGGCAUAAUUGCACAAGUAUGACCCUUCCUAAGAUUUCGAGCACUCUGUAUAAAAUCUAUAAGAAGUUAUAAGUUCACAAGUAUGACCUGCCCUAAGAUUUCGAGCUCUUUGUAUAAAAUCUAUAAGAAUGCUGCCCUUUCAAUUAAUUAAGAAAUAAUCAUAAAGAAGGAAAAAAUA